AUGAAGCUCACCAUCUUCUCCCUCGUUGCCUUCGCGAGCGUCGUGGUUGCAGCCAUGCCCUCGACAAACGGCUGCACAGCCGACAUGAAGUCCAUACUGGUCUCCUCGGACGACGACGACUUCGUCUUCGAGCUCGAUAACGAUAACACGGACUUCCCUGGGAAUCGAUUUCUCACAUACACCCUUCCGGCUGGCACUCCUCGCGACAGCGGAAAUACCUUCCAGAUCAUACUCUCAGAUGAAACCGAGUUCUUCGCCAGCGUGGAGAACACCGACGGAGUGGAGUUCAACGCUUUCCUCAUCCAGGACAAUGGCGACCGGGGCAAACCACUGGGAAAUCCCUUCACGAUAGUAAAAACUCCUGUACAACAACAGUCGCUGCCGUUUUCGAUCAGCGGUAUCAUCGCUGAGAACAUUACAAUUGAAUAUGUCCUCACGGACCUCCAAACGCCAACUGAUGUCUUCUUUUUUGGGAAUGGGAAUGGGACUGAUGGGCUGCUGCUGAAGGUUACUUGUCCUUAA
Molecule: messenger RNA, 522 nt
Organism: Anthostomella pinea
Lineage: Eukaryota; Fungi; Ascomycota; Sordariomycetes; Xylariales; Xylariaceae
Source: the annotation of a GenBank genome assembly